This is a messenger RNA of Cydia amplana, 2341 nucleotides long. RefSeq names its product SET and MYND domain-containing protein 4 (gene Smyd4-3). Gene Ontology annotation, molecular function: histone deacetylase binding. The transcript is spliced from 7 exons. Gene Ontology annotation, biological process: compound eye photoreceptor development. Lineage: Eukaryota; Metazoa; Arthropoda; Insecta; Lepidoptera; Tortricidae. Gene Ontology annotation, cellular component: nucleus; cytoplasm. The record is from RefSeq and is a predicted model, not a curated record. The coding region runs from base 287 to 2317 and encodes 676 amino acids.
CAUUUGUACUAGUAAACACUGAAAACACUGCUGUGGUACAUUUGGAACGCUGAAAAGACAAUUUUAAUAGAUUACUUGUCAUCGAUGAGCUUUCUAGAAUGAUAUUGAAGUUUCAUUUCACCUAUCAUCUAUAUAGAUCGAGCACAGACCUACUGAAAGAUCGGUCUCAGUUAAAAAUAGAUGCACGCUCGCGCCGGCUCUGUACUACGUCGACUAACCUAUAAAUUCAGUAAUCACUUUCUACCCAACGUGUAUAGUCGACGAGCAAACAGUGCAAGUUUUUAAAAUGUCCACAAAUACGGUUGGUUUCUUCAAAAAGUUUCACGACACAAUAAACGAUAAGAUAGACGACGUCGCGAGAAAUAACUUCGCCAAUUUAGAAACUGAUGCGAAGCGUGUCUCCUAUUUGUGCAGUCUUCCUUUGAUAAAGAAUUAUGAGUUGGAGGUAAAAUGUCAGGAAAUGCCGAGGAAAGACAUCGCAAAGGCAAAAGAGUUGAAGGACGGGGGAAAUGCGGCGGUGCAGAAAGGAGAUUGGGCUCGUGCCAUGCAGUUGUACACGGAUAGCAUGAUUUUUAUGCCGAAACAAGAAAGUGAAGAGCUCUCGAUACUUCUCGCCAAUCGCUCAGCGACGCUCAACCACAUGGGCCUGUACGAAGAGGCCCUGAGCGACAUCCGGCGCUGCCUGGCGCUGGGGUACCCGGAGCACCUCAAGUACAAGGUGCAGGAGCGGAAGGCCAGGUGUCUGCUCGUGCUGCAGAGGAACCAGGAGGCUGUUAGCGCGUUUAAAGAAACAAUUAAAGCCCUCGACCGCGCCUCAAAACUAGCCAGCGACAAAAGACAGAAGAUGCUUGCCGACUCCAAACUCAUGAUCGAACUACUCAACAAGGGCAUGGUGCUCGCCGGCAACCCGAAAGACCCAGCACCCGUCAAAAAAUACCCACCUAAACCAAAACUACCAGGAAAGCACAACCCGACCUACCCCGCGGCUUCAGAAGCUAUAGAGAUUAACUAUAGUGAGAGCCAAGGGAGAUACGCCACUGCUACUAGGGAUAUUGGUGCGGGAGAGGUUUUGUUGAUAGAGAGAUCGCACAGUGGCGUGUUGUUGAGUGAGUUUUCGAAGACGCAUUGUCAGCAUUGCUUUACAAAAUGCCCAAUCCCUCUGGCGUGUCCAAACUGCCCCAACGUCAUCUUCUGCAGCGACAACUGCUUGGAGGCCGCGCAGAAAUCCUACCACUCCUACGAAUGCCACAUCCUCCCUCUACUCUGGCAGUCAGGCUGUUCCAUCACCUGCCACAUCGCCCUGAGGAUGAUCACCCAAAACAGAAAGGAAUACUUCAAAAACCUAAAAGACUUAAACAUCAAACCAACCGGCCCAUACCAGACAGAUGACUACAGAAAUAUAUAUCAUCUGAUAUCUCACGAAGACAAGAGAACUAAGCAGGAUUUCUUGCACAGGACACAAAUGACAGCUUUCCUGGUGAAACUGCUUGAGAUCAGCGGCUACUUCGAUGGUGAACCAAGAAAAACUCCUGUAGAAUCCAACGAUGUGAAAACCAUGGGUGUGAAUGAGAUUUACAAGGAGGAUAUCGCGCUGAUCGGCGGUUUAAUUCUGAAAAAUCUUCAAGUCCUACAGUUCAACGCUCACGAGGUCUUCGAGCUUCAAUGCCCUAAACCUAAAGUGGGGCAGAACGUUAUAAAACAUUGUGGGAAAUCCGUGUUUAUUGCUGGCGCCGUGUUUCCCACUCUCGCGCUGUUCAAUCAUUCAUGCGAUCCUGGUGUCGUGAGAUACUUCAGCGGCAACCGCAUCGUAGUCCGAGCCGUGAAGAACAUACCCAAAGGCGAAGAGGUAGCGGAGAACUACGGGCCCAUAUUCACGACAGUACCCAAGGCGGAGCGACAGGCGCAACUGAAGGAGCAGUACUGGUUCGACUGUACUUGCACGCCCUGUCGGGAGAACUGGCCACUUUAUGAGGAGAUGACGGAGAACUAUAUGAGAUUCAAAUGCGACUCUGACCGGCCGUGCCCCAACGUGAUCGCUGUCCCCUACGACGCGAAGGAGUUCAUGAUCCAAUGCGGACUCUGCCUGCAGUACACUAACAUUAUGAAGGGACUCAAGUCUUUACAGGACACAGACAUGCUAUACCGCCUCGGCAAAGGCGCCAUGGAAGAAGGCAACUACGGAGAAGCCAUGAAGAAGUUAAUCGAGGUCCUGAAGCUAUAUGACAUCACACUCCGGCCCCCGUACCGCUCCUACUAUGAUUGUGUCCAAGACCUGCGAAGGUCUAUGCUUUCUAUCGGCAAUUAUAGUCUUGUGUAAACGUUUUUGUGUUGUUUGAGUUUU